AUGGCAGGCACAAUUAGCAUGUAUGACCUUGUCAUAGUUGGUCACGGCGUGGCCGGUCUAGCCGCCGCAGUAUCGGCGGCGGAACUCGUUCCAGCAGCUCAGAUUGCCGUGCUAGAGCGCGCGCCUGAGGAUGCCAGCGGGGGCAACACGCGUUAUAGCCCGGCCAACAUGCGCAUGCGAUCUGUUAAUGAGAUAUCGCCUGGUUUCGUGGAUGAUAUGAUGACCAUCAGUGGCGUAGACGGCGACCGCGCCUAUUUCGAAAAGUUGGCCGACCGGGCACCGCAGGCCGUCCAGUGGCUCGAGAGACAAGGUGUGCAAUUUCAUGCCAUGGACUAUUUCUUGAAGUCGUGGCCAAAUAGGAUUCAGCCCGUCGGCAAAGGUGCCGCCAUAAUCGAAGCGCUGCAGCGAUCUGCCAGGGCAAAAGGCAUCCAGCUGGUGUACGAAUGCCGCGCCAAGCAACUGCACCUUGGGAAAGAAGGGGCCACCAUCAAGGCGGCAGACGGGCGGCGAUUCAUUGCCAAAUCCGUUGUUCUCGCCAGCGGUGGAUUCCAAGGUAAUCCAGAGCUCCUGCAUACCUAUUUCGGGACCGGUGCGGAGUCUCUACGACCGAUAUCUCCAGGCACGCGGUGGAACACAGGUGAUGGGAUCCAAAUGGCGCUGAAUAACGGAGCUGCGGUAAAUGGAAAUUGGAAUGGCAUGCAUAGCGAAAUAAUCGAUCCGCGCAGCGAUAUGCCUGCACCACUAGUGCUCGUCUAUCCUUAUGGUAUUGUGGUGAAUCGCAACGGAAAGCGAUUCGUUGAUGAGGGCGCAGGGCUCGUCCAUGACACCUGGGAACAACUUUCACGAACUAUCCACUUUGAUGCUCCGGGCCAGUCAGCCUGGGUAGUUUGCGAUUCAAGACUCUCUGAGGUGGAAGGCUAUGAAGCGGCCAUUCGCACCGACAUCCCGCCUCUUACAGCGGACACAGUAUCUGGCCUAGCAGUCCAGAUGAAGGUGCCGGAACAGGCGCUCUUUAGAUACAAUCUCAAGCUACAACGCAGCUUGUGA
This is a messenger RNA of Penicillium waksmanii, 1047 nucleotides long. RefSeq lists its product as uncharacterized. NCBI's taxonomy places the organism in Eukaryota, Fungi, Ascomycota, Eurotiomycetes, Eurotiales, Aspergillaceae. The coding region runs from base 1 to 1047 and encodes 348 amino acids. The transcript has a single exon. The record is from RefSeq and is a predicted model, not a curated record.